AGAGAGCAGCUGCCCGGUGGCAGGAUCUCUUGGCCCCUAUAACCCCACCCAGAUCAAGAGCUUCUGAGGAGAAGGGUGUCCUCAAGUCGUUCUGCCAUCGAGGGGCCAAACACCUCCUGAUCCCUAAGCAGAAACACUGUGAUGGGAUUUUAAUUCCAGGAUUGCAGAUGCUCCCAGAAGACCCACAUUUUCAAGAAGAGUGUCUUGCAGAAGAUCACAGUUGCCACGUUAAGCCUUUGCUAGAUCCCUCAACCCAAGACCAGAUCUCCCAGGAUGCUCUUCUACCUUCUUUCUGCCUUCUUCCAGCUCCAAGGCGUGCAUGGGGUGAGCAGCUACAAGGAGGACUUCCGCUUCUGUGCUGAUCGAAGACAAACGGUUGAAGGCCACAUCCGUUAUGAAACCCAGCGGGACGCCAUUACUAUCUCCAAUGGAGCUGACGGACUUAAUAUCAGUGCCCCGUUUCCACCGGGACCUCAGCAAUCCUGGGCCUUGCCUUCGCUGUUGGGGCCUUACCGCUUCUGCGUUUACUGGUUUCAGAAUGACCAUCUGUUCAAUCUUACCUAUGGCAUCAGUCAUACUUACCAGCUGAGUAACCAAGCUAAUUAUUCAUUCUCCUCUCUAAAUGUCACCUGCUGGGGGAGCAAAGAUGGGCCCGAUUUACUCAGCAACAUCUCCUACUACUUCAGCAACGGCCCUGACAAUCGCUCCCUUUCGAGUAUGACGGGAUACAAGUGCUUCUUAGCCGAUCAGCUGGGACUCGGGAGGCAGCAAAUAGAUUGGGGGCGGGGCCAAAUAAAAGAUUUUGGGAAAAGAGACCAAAAGGAAACAGUUCAAAUCAGCAACGUGGAAGAAGAAAUGAGACGAACAGAGUUAAAACUGAAGAGCUUAGAAACACGCCUUAGCGGUGACGAAGACGGGCCUCCGGAAGAUCCAUUUUUGUUCUUGCACCAGUUGGAGUCGAAGCUGGGCGAACUGCAGUUCCAGGAAGAUAAUAAGACUUUUGAGGGGACAGUAAUGCAUGCAAAUAUCCAGAAAGUCUCACCCGAUAUUUCUGAAAACCUGCCCAUUGAGGUUUCACUGAAGGAGAACAAAAUCAUCCGUAAAUUUAAAGUUAACCUGCCCAAAAAAGUGUUUGAGAAAACCAGAGACGGCUUCAAGAGUGGGGAAAUGAAGGUUGUGGUUUUGUCGGCUACAAGUGAGACCCUCUUUAAGGAUAAUGAUUCUAACUCUCUCCUUGGUGGAAAUGUGGUUGGCAUCUCAGUGGGCAACAUGCCUGUCCAUGGAUUGCCCGAAGAAGAACGGAUCUCUAUCACCUUUUGGCACCACCUCCUUCCGAGGAAUUUGACUCCCACAUGUGUGUUCUGGGACGUGGGCUCCAAGGCCAGCCACCCUGGCAAAUGGAACACAUCAGGGUGUGAAAUGGUGCAAGAAGAACAUCAAAUAACCUGCUUUUGUGACCAUCUCACCUUCUUUGCGGUACUCAUGGUGUCGUCUCCAGAGAUAGACCACAUCCACUAUGAGUACCUGACUAUUGUAACUUACGUCGGUUGCAUCAUUUCAGCUCUAGCUUCGUUCUUCACCAUCUUCUUUUUCCUUUGUUCGAAGAAAAAGCAGAGAGACCACAUCGUCUAUGUCCACAUGAAUCUCCUCUGGGCCAUCUUUCUCCUCGACAUGAGCUUCCUCAUCGCGGUGCCCCUGGCUCCUACCGGAGGGGACGCGGCCUGCAAAGCUGGCGGGAUGUUCUUGCACUUUGCCAUGCUAGCGUGCUUGACUUGGAUGGCCAUUGAGGGGUACAGUCUCUACCGGCUGGUGGUCGAAGUCUUCAACUCCUACGUCAAGCAUUUGCUCCUCAAGCUUUGCUUGGUGGGCUGGGGUCUUCCCAUAUUCAUCGUGUGUCUAAUUUUUGUGAUCGACCAGUCCCACUAUGGCCCUUUCUCUUUUAAGAUCUACGAGACCGCCGGUGAAUACACCAAUUCAACCAUCUGUUGGAUUACCAAAAAGGAGAUCAACAAUUUCCUGAAUUUGGGCUAUUUAAGCCUGGUGCUUUUCUUCAACAGCAUCAUGCUGGCCACCAUGGUGUAUGAGAUUCUCAAGCUGAGACAUCGAGAGCAUCACUGGGGAUAUGUGGUAAUGCUCCUGGGUCUGAGCUGUGUCCUGGGCAUCCCGUGGGGGCUGGUCUUCUUUGCGUUCGCUUCUGGGACCUUCAAGCUGGUGGCCGUGUAUCUUUUCACCAUCAUCAACUCUCUCCAAGGCUUCUUCAUCUUCCUUUGGUACUUGGCCAAAGUGUUGCAGUCUCGCAGGUCGAAUUCCAUGCAAUGCACGACUUCCAACAGCUUGAAGUUCCAGUCCAGCAGCACCAGCAUCUGACCUUGUCCUGGCCAAGGGGACUUUGGAUAUGAAACGUUCAUAGGAGGAUUUUCCUGGAAACUUCUUUGGUGGACUUGGGUGACUUCAUACCUCUGAGUAGCUUAGAGACGACACUGAUCUGUUUUCCUUCAACAUUUGUACGGCUCUUUUUUGUAAUGUAAAUAUUUUUUUUUUUAAAUUCCUCUGGUGUAAAAAGUUUAUGAGAAUACAUUGAAAUUUAAACUAUGUAUAUUAAAGGCAAAUUUUAUUAGUGCGGAUGUGAUUACAUCUGGAUAAACGUAGCUCAAAAUA
Messenger RNA from Pantherophis guttatus, 2658 nucleotides. The record is from RefSeq and is a predicted model, not a curated record. NCBI's taxonomy places the organism in Eukaryota, Metazoa, Chordata, Lepidosauria, Squamata, Colubridae.